UUCUCUCUCUCUCUCUCUCUCUUGAAUCCACUGCAACUGCUAUAACUAGCUCACAAAUCCAGUACAGAUUCUCGCACACUGCUGCAGGAAAAACAAAAAUGGCGGUGUCUCUGCGCAUGACUUCGUGUUUGUUUGCAGGAGAAACGGGGUCGUUCGUGAAGUCGUCGUCGUCGUUGUCUCCCUUCGCCGUUAAGCUCGUCCCCGCUAACGCGCGCCCCGUGAGGAUUACGGCAGCGGCGGCGAAGCCGGCUGUGGAGACGAAGAAGCGGGAGCCGAGAGGUAUAAUGAAGCCGCGCCCUGUGUCGCCGGAAAUGCAGGCGUUCCUCGGCGGCAUGUCGGAGAUUCCCCGUACUCAGGCGCUCAAAGAGAUCUGGGCUUACAUCAAGCUCCACAAUCUUCAGGAUCCGGCAGACAAAAAAGUCAUCGUCUGUGACGAUAAGCUGAAGACGAUCUUUGCAGGAAAGGAUCGUGUGGGCUUCCUCGAGAUUGCUGGUUUGAUCAGUCCACAUUUUCUUAAAGUCGUAACUUGAGUGCCCAAAUAUUGAAAGACUAAAGCACCCCUUUCUUUGUAAAUGAAGUUUUUUACGUCGGUUUGAUUACAUUCGGUUUUAGGGUAUGCUAGCAAAACCUAUUUUGCAUUUAUAGAUCAGAUUUUGAAGCUAAUCUCUCUGGUAAUUUUGCCUUUUGAAAUUGCAGUUAUUUGUAGUGACUGCAAGUAUCUGCAUUUUAAAUCGUCUAUCUCGAGUGUAUUUCUUUUAAGGAUCUACGGUUUUAACUUCGAUUUUGCCUAAUAUUUUAUAUUAUGUAAGAUUGCUCUU
This is a messenger RNA of Erythranthe guttata (spotted monkey flower), 818 nucleotides long. RefSeq lists its product as uncharacterized. Lineage: Eukaryota; Viridiplantae; Streptophyta; Magnoliopsida; Lamiales; Phrymaceae. The record is from RefSeq and is a predicted model, not a curated record.